AUGGGGGGCUUAAUCCCCCGAGCGCAGGCGAGGGGUGAAGGCUGGCUGACAGUCGCGCGAAUCGCGAUUUUGGAAUCAUCUGUACCCGAACUGCUCCUCCUGAUAUCCAGCGACAGCAGAAUGCUGACAAACAAGCAGUGUCACGGGAAUGGGCAGCCGCCACGGCCAUGGCAUUGUGAAGUUCACAAUAAUAACAGCCUGGCUGGCUGCAAGCACGACCAGCACAGCACCUGGGCAGUACAUACGAAGCAGCUGGCAGAUCGGCGUGUCCGCGUGGUAGGCCUGUACAGUAGCGACACCGCAUGCGCAUUCUGCCCUCGGCAUCACAUCGCCCUUCGGAUGUCAGCCACGUUCUUGUGCAACAUUCGCUUCGUAUACAGCUACAGCUACAGCUACAGCGGCAACGACAGCAACAGCAAUAGCUACAGCUGCCUAAAAAGUUGGCCGUGGAUCAUGUCUGUCAAUUACGACUUCAUUCAAGGUGCUGUGUUGUUGUCGUCCCCGCCCUCGCCCUCGCCCUCGCCCUCGCCACCGUCUUGUUUGUGCAUAAAUGCAUGGUCAUGUCGGAUCGAACCGCGCAAUAAUGAAUGCAUGCCGGGGACAUGCUCGACUCGGGACGGUAUGAUUACUCCCGGCGCCAGUGUUACACCUGGCAUACUGACGCUGUCAAGUGAAUCGGCGGUCAACAUUUCGCUGAACAUCAUCAGCAAGCAUAUCACGCUCAUGCGCAUUGCUAUUGGCGCGCAAGCGGCUGCACGGCAGGAUUACCAUGCGCGUCCGACUUACUCGUUCGCUUCGAUAUCGCUAGGAAGCGUGAUUUGCGGGCAUGCAACACUCAUGCCGUAUUGGCGCAGCUGCCCGUAUCAGAGCGACACGGCGCUCGUAGUAGGACCUCCGCGACCAUUACCAUUGAUACGAGAAGUCCUUGAAAGAUCCACACCCAACAGCCCCAAAACUAUUCGCUCCCCCAGCACGUUGAUUAUGCUACCCGGCUCUGGAAUCAUUUAUCUACAUCAGCUGCAAGACCUGAUCACAGGAGUCGGUACUCCCGUCAUUCAACAUCUCUGGAAAAUGCAACUUACGAGUGUCCACGGUGCCAGUGACUCGCUCCUCCAUAUACACGGCGGUCCUGGUUUGAGAACCAUCCACAUCUGCCACGGGCCUAUCCACAUUAGCUCCAUUUGCUCAUUGCCUGUAGCCUGGAACAUGGCACUGCAUUCCAUUUGCAGAGUUCUGAUUUAUCACAUUCCGCUCGGGCUGGAAAUUGGCCUCAGCAGUCAGGAUCAUGAAAGUGCUGACCUUCCUCAAAUACUGGCUGCAGAGUCUUUGACACCAUCCCAGCAAGCGGACUCCUCUUGCUGCGGCAUAAAUCACGGCCGUCGACACGACGUGGCAAGAUCCCCUGAGGGGCGGGCUGGCGAGAUCGCUCAUAGCUCGCUGAUAACAGAUCGCAAUUCUCCAGCAAGCCCGGCAAAGAUCUCCCUCCGUCCCAAGUCGGUCGACAAUCCCAAAGGCGAACAGCUACGCCCGAGUUUUAUGCUGCCUGAGGGACAUCUCGAUAGCGCACACGCGGCCGGGAGACUUCGUGUGGUCGAGAUGCGAGCCAUCCGAGCGUCUAUUGAGAUUGCAACUCGCAAUAAACAUCUCGUUAGGCUUGAGUGUCGCUGCGGUCUUGCUCAAUCACCGUCCACGCGUGGCUCGCUAGUACCAUAUAAUAUGAACGUGUGCAAAAAACUCUCAACCAGCUUCAGCAAGUGCGUUCUAAUCUCUCUGCCGCGAAGAGCCUACUCAUCAGCGAAGACAAACCCCAUCCGGUCACGCCUGCGUAUUUCUCAGCACUACUGGGUUUCUCGGGUUACGUGA
Messenger RNA from Pseudocercospora fijiensis CIRAD86, 1863 nucleotides. RefSeq lists its product as uncharacterized. The coding region runs from base 1 to 1863 and encodes 620 amino acids. NCBI's taxonomy places the organism in Eukaryota, Fungi, Ascomycota, Dothideomycetes, Mycosphaerellales, Mycosphaerellaceae. The transcript is spliced from 15 exons. The record is from RefSeq and is a predicted model, not a curated record.